CUUCACACGCACAGGUCACGCCCCAGCGGCCUGCCGUACUGAGAGCUCAACACCGGCCGAGAUCUGUACAGAGGUCACUAUAGCUGCACAGAGGGCUCUAUAGUAGCACAAAGAACUCUACAGCAGUACAUAGGAUCUACAUAGAAUUCUACAGUGGUACAGAAAGUUCUAUAGCGGUACAGAGGAGUCUGUAGAAGUGCAGGGAGCUCUAUAGCGGCACAGAGAAUUAUAUAACGGUGCAGAGGGUUCUAUAGGUAGAGCUCGAUCUGUAGUGGUACAGAUCUCUAUAACGUCUCGCAGCGGUACAGAUAGCUAUAUCUCUCUGUAUCAAUACUGUAGUAGAACUCUAUUAUAAUAGAGCUAUUGUUUACAGAACUAUUUAGAUAUUGAUAUGUAUAGUUAUAUACAGUGCUCUACAGUCAAAUAGAGAACUUUACAUUAAUAUAUAUAGAGCUAUGUAACGAAACAAAAAGCUCUAAAAAUAUACAUGGAUAUAUAGAGAGCUCUGAGGCGGUACAGACAGCUCCAAAACACGUAUUUGGCUCGGCCUUGUCUUUGUGUGCCACAGCGAUGUCUAUUGUGACUCCAGAUUGCACUAUCUAUUAGGGAACAGAGGGCAUCUUUCUGUGCAACACUGCUGUUUCUAGUAUUCUCUAGACCGCUCUUAAAUAGCGCGGCACAGUCGCUCUUCACGGUGACUGCCGUUCCAAGUGUGGCACAAUGAGCCUAUAGUAUAAUGUAGGUAUCCUGCGUGACACAGGGAUCUAAUACCGUGAUACAGCUAUCUCUAGAAACCUAAUACCGUGACACAGCUGUCUCUAGAAGCCUAAUACCGUGAUACAGCUGUCUUUAGAAGCCUAAUACCGUGAUACAGCUGUCCAAAGAUGCCUAAUACCGUGAUACAGCUGUCUCUAGAAGCCUAAUACCGUGACACAGCUGUCUUUAGAAGCUUAAUAAUGUCACAUAGGUGUUUCUUGAUGCUUAAUAAUGUCACAUAGGUGUUUCUUGAUGCCUAAUAAUGGCAUAUAUGUGUCUCUAGAAGGCUGAUAGCGUGAUGUAGGUGCAUUAUAUUGCGACACGUCUGUUUCUAGUGACUUCAAAUAACCUCAGCUUGUGACAGCUGUCUAGACGUGUACAUCUUGACCGUGAAGCCUGACACAUCUGUGCACGGAGCGCGACAAGGAGCCUAGCGAGGCGCAGCUGUUCUCAGAAGAAUUCAUCAGGCUACAGCAGUUUGUAGUGUGAGCCAACGACGCUACAAGUAACCUCACCAGCUGACGUAGGGAGAGAGGAACUCAAGCAGGAAACCAUUUAACGGAUUCAAAACUACCAUUUUGUUAUGAAUUUAGUGAGCAAUUGGCUGUUGAUGGUGAUGGUGGCUUCUAGCAGCGUCCAGCCACGCCUAGAGUCCCACCCACCUCGUAGUCACCGUCGCCUGCUACAACAUUCUCUGGCGCCCACCCGACAUCCUGCCCCAACUGCGCAUAAGGAGUACACCGCAGGUGACGUCCUCCUCCAUGUGUUGAAGCUGGAGAAUGCCCUUCGUGGAGCGUCGAAGCUGGAGAAAGUCCUCCUUGGAGCAUCGAAGAUGGAGGAUGUUCUCCCUGAUGCGUCGAAGUUGGAGAAUGUCCUCCCUGAAGCGUCGAAUCAGGAGGAGGCGCGGCACCUCGCUCUUCUCAACACCUCUAUCAUGAGUGUUGACGGGUUUCCACGAAGGGAGCCAUCAUCCCAUUACCCUGACAAGGGGCCGCUCCCUCAACACAGGACGAAGCGCGGUUGUGGUGUGUUGAUCCGAGGACCAUUUUAUCCUUACUACACCUCCAGAGACUCCCCGAGGCAGGCCAGCAGCAACGUCACCUGCUGCGUACUCUCUCCCACCCUCCUGCUGUUGACCAGCGUCCUGGCGGGCUCCUGCUGGUGGUGGUAGUAGUAAAUACAGUGUGUCCUACCUCCCUGCUGGUGGAGAUGGAUACAUUGUGUCCAGACCAACGCCAGUCUUCUCUGAUUUGCGUUUUUUUUUAAUAUUGAAAAAAAGUCAAAUUUUGAAGUCAAUGUUUAGCGUGCUUCAGUUGAGGGGCGUUACUGAGCCACGCCUUGUAAUAAUCAAAUUUCUAUUAUCGGAUUAAAUAAUUAUAAAGUAAUCUAGAAAAUGAUGUGGCUUAGAUACAACUUUAACACAAUAUAAUAGAAACUUGGAGAGAUUAAAUAUAUCUAAUAAUAUUUAUAGACUAUUGAUUCUCCGCAAUAAAUUAUGUUAAAGGAAUUUAUAGUUUACCUGUUGUAACACUAUUAUAUUUGAAUUUCAAGCUUCUAAACUCUAUCCUCACAAUAGCCAAAUUCUGUUACGACGAUCCGUAAUAGUCUUCAGCUUUACCGGUAUAAGAUAAGUACUGCAGGCGAGGAGUCACAAUAACGUGGCUGAAGUAUGUUGACCAGACUACACACU
Procambarus clarkii (red swamp crayfish) is the source of this 2446-nucleotide messenger RNA. RefSeq lists its product as uncharacterized. NCBI's taxonomy places the organism in Eukaryota, Metazoa, Arthropoda, Malacostraca, Decapoda, Cambaridae. The record is from RefSeq and is a predicted model, not a curated record.